UGAAAGUAAAAGAAUGUCAUCGAAUUAUUGACAGCAAAAGUUCCGAGCGUCGUGGGUUGCUGAAUCUUUGUUGAUAGCGAUUUCCGUUCUUAUACAAUACGAUUUUACCAUUUCACACUAUUUUACACAUUCAGAACGCAACGCAUUUGUGUUGUUUUGAUAUCGUGGUGCGUAUUUGCCGAAAAUUAUUCGUGUUUCACCGAGUGAAAGGCAUUGGUUGAGCCGGUGCCGACCAACGUGUCACGUUGCGUGCAGAAGGAGUUUAGCGGAUAACGUACGUGUCGCUUUAUCCCGGUCGCGGUAAAUUGGUGGGGUGAUCGGUAUCGUGGAUUUUUAGCUCUCUUCUCGCUGAAGGGUUCGUGCCUAGAGUUGGAUCGCUAAAUUAAGAAAGUAGCACUGCUGAACGCGUGUGUAAACUUACCUAACCAUGGGAAAGGCUAAGAAGGGCAAGAAGGAUGCGGCCGGUGAAGGUGUCGACGAAAAUGUCAGCGAUAACGAUGUUCCGCAAACGGACAUAACGGAAGUGGAAGUUGAAAAUAGGAAAAAUGAUAAAAAGUCGGAAAAGGAAAAGCGAGCCAAGAAGUUGGCUGUGGAUAGCGAUGAUGGCGAAGAAGAUGAGGUUACCAAGGUAACAGAGUCCGUUAAAAAGAUGGCUGUAACCAAAAAGAAGGAUAAGCAGCCCUCAGCCGAAACGGAACCAACAACCAGGGACGAUUCGGAUGGUGAGAAAGCUUGCAAGAAUAAGGAUGCGAAAAAGAAAAAAUCGGCCAAAUCUGGGCCAGUCGGAUUUUCCUUAUUGAUGAUGGACGACGACGAUGACGUUGACGAUGCAGAAGAGGAGCCAACCAAUCAAGAUGAAGAGCGCGAAGAAAUGUUGCGCAAAAGUUCGGUAGAGGAAGAAGCCGCUCCAAAGGAAAGUGGCAAAGGGAAAAAAGCAACGCAGAACAAAAAGGAUUCCGGCUCAAAAUUAGACGAAGAAGAUGGAGUUGCAAAGGGUGGAAAAAAGAGCAAGAAGAAGAAAAAGAAGGACGAAGAUGAUGAUGAUGAGAUUGAUCGUAUGCUUGCGGAAUUAGGAAUGGAAUAUUCUGGUCAAAAACCACCUCCGUCUGUGGAAGAAGCUUCCACCACGCAAGAUGCUCAGCAAUCCGAGAAGCAAAGCAAGAAAAAAGAUAAGAAGAAGAAAAAGGACGAAACGAAUGUUGAUGCAAACGUCGAUCAACAGCCAGAGGCGGCCGAAGAAGAAGCCAAGACUGCACCUGAGAAGAAAAAAGGCAAGCAAAAUGUCCCCGCCAAGGAGGAACCUGUCGCUGAACCUGCAGAAGCAGCAGGGAACGAAGAGCCGAAGAAGAAGGGGAAAAAUAAGGGCAAGAAGAAUGAUACUGCUGCGACGGUACAGGUCGAGGAAGCAACUGCAGCUCCCAAGAAGGGCGAGCCAGCGAAGAAGAGUGAAGCUGCCGACACUCAAAGCGCGGAAGCUUCCGCCGAGUCGAAGAAAAAGAAACCCAACAAGGCCGCAUUGGCCAUCAUGCAGGAACGCCUGAAAGCUAUUCGCGAGGAGGAGGAACGUUUGCGGAAGGAGGAAGAGGAGAAGCAAAAGCUGGAGGAGCAAGCGGAACAGUUCCGGCUGGAGCAGUUGCGAUUAGAGCAGGAAAAGAAAGAAAAGAAAAAGCAGAAGGAAAAAGAACGCAAGGAGCGGUUAAAGGCAGAGGGCAAGCUGCUUACUGCAAAGCAGAAACAGAACCGGGCACGUGCCCAAGCGAUGUUGGAAGCACUCAAAGCUCAAGGUAUUGGUAUCCCAGAGUCGACCGGUGAGCGACGAGCAAAGCCCGGUUCUCGCAUUCGUCCGAAGAAAAAUCAAGACGCCAAUAAGGAGGUAACCGAGUCGAAAGAAUCGACACCUACUGCGGAUGAAGUAAAGGCAACGGAAGAAAAGAAGGUGAAGGAAAAGGAAGUGAAGGAAUCCUGGGAUGCGACAGACAGUGAAGAGGAAGAGCAGGAGGAAGAAGUUAAGCCUGUUGAUGGUAAAUCUGGUGCAGAGUUGUCACAACAGCAAUCGGUUGAAUCAAAAGACAGUCGUGGAACGGACGACGAGGAUGAUGAUGAGGAAGGCGAGGACGAUUCUGGUGAUGAUAACGAUGACGACAAAGGUUCGGAUGACGGUGAAAGUUCCGGCUCAGAGGUGGGCGAUCAUCGACGGGAGGCAGAAAAAAUGCGCCAGCGAGCAUUGGAUCGAAUCGCGAAUCGUACGCAAGAGGCCGAAAAGAAGAGAACGCUCGAACACCUGCGAGCCGCCGUUGUUUGCGUGCUGGGACACGUAGACACGGGAAAAACGAAGAUUCUAGACAAGCUACGGCGCACCAAUGUACAGGACGGUGAAGCUGGCGGCAUCACCCAGCAGAUUGGUGCGACGAACGUCCCGGCCGAAAACAUCAAGGAACAAACGAAGUUCGUGAAGGGCUUCCAGGAGCUGGAGUUCAAGCUGCCCGGUCUGCUGAUAAUCGACACACCCGGGCACGAAUCGUUUAGCAAUUUGCGAUCUCGUGGCUCAUCGUUGUGCGAUAUCGCCAUCUUGGUGGUAGAUAUUAUGCACGGGCUGGAACCGCAAACGAUCGAGUCAAUCAAUCUGCUCAAAUCAAAACGAACUCCGUUUGUUGUCGCGUUAAACAAGAUCGAUCGGUUGUAUGACUGGAGCACGAUGCCACGAAAGGAUGUGCGCGACAUCUUAAAGUCCCAAGCAUCCAACACGCAGCUCGAAUUUAACCAGCGCACGAAGGAAAUCAUCGUUCAAUUCGCGGAGCAGGGUUUGAACGCGGCCCUGUUCUAUGAAAACCCAGACCCGAAAACAUACGUUUCGCUCGUGCCGACGAGCGCCAUCACGGGUGAGGGUAUGGGCAAUCUGCUGUUUUUGAUAGUGCAAUUCUGCCAGAAGCAGCUUGCCAAACGACUGAUGUACAGUGAGGAUCUGCAGGCAACCGUGUUGGAGGUGAAGGCCAUUCCCGGUCUUGGUACCACGAUCGAUGCUAUUUUGAUCAACGGAAAGCUGCGCGAGGGCGAUACGAUGAUCUUGGCUGGUACAGAAGGACCGAUCGUCACUCAAAUUAAAGCAUUGCUUAUGCCGCAGCCGAUGAAGGAACUGCGCGUGAAGAACGCGUACGUGGAACAUAAAGAAAUUUUGGCAGCACAGGGUGUGAAGAUUGCGGCGAAAGAGCUUGAAAAAGCGAUCGCAGGAUUAAAUCUACAGAUAGCCCAUAAGCCCGACGAAGUGGAGAUUUUUAAGGAUAUAGUGGCUCGUGACUUAAAAUCUGCUUUAAACAGCAUCAAAUUGAGCGAUCGUGGUGUGUAUGUACAAGCCUCUACCCUUGGAUCCCUGGAAGCUUUACUAGAGUUUUUAAGAACUUCGAAAAUUCCGUAUUCCGGCAUUCGAAUUGGUCCAGUUGUUAAGCGUGAUGUUAUGAAAGCAUCUACAAUGUUGGAGCAUGAAAAUCAAUAUGCUACCAUAUUAGCCUUCGAUGUGAAAGUAGAACGAGACGCGCAAGACUUGGCGGACCAUUUGGGUGUGAAGGUUUUCCAGGCAGACAUCAUUUAUCAUCUAUUUGAUAAGUUCAUGGCGUAUCGGGACGAAAUCAAACAACGGAAACGAGACGAAUUUAAAUCGAUUGCCGUUUUUCCAUGCAAGCUAAAGAUUUUACCACAGUUUGUGUUUAAUUCACGUGAUCCAAUCGUGGUUGGAGUAAUUGUGGAGGCCGGUAUUGUGAAGGAGGGUACACCAAUUACAGUGCCUAGCAAAGAGUUUACUGACCUCGGCGUUGUAACAUCUAUCGAAGCUAACCAUAAACAGAUUGAAAGUGCUCGAAAAGGACAGGAAGUGUGUAUCAAAAUUGAGCCGAUACCUGGUGAAACACCUAAAUUGUAUGGCCGCCACUUUGAUGAAACCGACAUGUUAGUUAGUAAGAUUUCCCGUCAAAGUAUCGAUGCGUGCAAGGAUUACUUCCGGGAUGAUCUUUUGAAAUCCGACUGGACGCUUAUGGUGGAACUCAAGAAGACCUUCCAGAUAUUGUAGAUGGAGGGUUUUUGA
This is a messenger RNA of Anopheles maculipalpis, 4075 nucleotides long. It is a transcript of the gene eIF5B, whose product is annotated as eukaryotic translation initiation factor 5B. The transcript is spliced from 8 exons. Bases 428 to 4060 code for a protein of 1210 amino acids. The record is from RefSeq and is a predicted model, not a curated record. NCBI's taxonomy places the organism in Eukaryota, Metazoa, Arthropoda, Insecta, Diptera, Culicidae. Gene Ontology annotation, molecular function: GTPase activity; GTP binding; translation initiation factor activity.